AUGGUAGCUAGUGGGGACUUCACUUCUUCGGAUGGCCCAGGUGGAAAGGCUUCGAGGUUUCUGGACGCCGUGGUCGCCUUUGUUGUCGGCAUCUUCCAACCCAUCUUUCGCUUUCUGCUGUCGGCCAUCUUUACUCGCAAACCUCGACAGCACAACAAUCAGAACCGCGACAGAGAUCACACCCUCGGCGACUCCCCCCACGACAAUAACAACAACGGCGACCCCAACGACUCCCGUCCCACCCCCGACGGCCAAGACGGCGACCAUCAAGGCGACGACAGCCCAGAAAGCAUGCAGCGACACUCCGGUACCGCCAGGCCUCAGCAUGCAUACGGCCCCAAAGCUGUCAAUGGCGAUGCCCGCCCUUCUGUUAAGCCCGCCUUGCCCCAACUUGUCCCAGCGGUGAACGCGUCUCGGCCUGUCAAGCGGGAUGGCAAGCCCACCAACGGCGUCGCAGCCAAGACAGCCCUCGAAGACGUCACGAAUGGCGUCGAACACACCUUGAAGCACCACGUUGUCGGCGAGGAAGAGGCCGAGGAGAACCUUCACGACCAGGUUGAUCUGGCACCAGCUGUUCAGCCUGUCGAGGGUGAAGAGGAGCCUGAGGACCCUGUCAAGGCUGCGGAGCGAGCAAUCCAUCAUGGCUUCAUGGACCAGGCACUGGAUAUGGCCCGCCUGGCCCUGAAGACCAAUGAGACACCUGUCGGAUGUGUGCUCGUUCACAACGGAAGGGUCAUCGCCAAGGGGAUGAACGCGACCAACGUCACCCGAAACGGUACCCGGCACGCGGAGCUGAUGGCCCUGACCGCUCUCUUGUCUUUCACCCCUGAGGCAGAGGCAGAGCAAGAGCAGGAGAAGCCAAAGAAGUCUAAGGGAAAGAAGAAGAAGAGACAGGGCAGCCAGCAACAUUCCGACAAGCCUCCGCCCACAAGGGCCUACACAGACCAAGAGUGGGGAGACGUCGACCCCGAGGAUGGCCACAUUUUCCCAUACGGCCAGAAGCUCCACCCCGCCCCCAUGGUCGACCGGACAUUGAUAAAGGAGUGUAUCCUGUACGUCACCGUCGAGCCCUGUGUCAUGUGCGCGUCGAUGCUCCGCCAGUAUGGCAUCAAGAAGGUCUACUUUGGCGCCGUCAACGACAAAUUCGGCGGCACCGGAGGUGUUUUCUGCAUCCACAAGAAUUCCGACCCCGCACAUGCUGUCAGCAUCCCAGCGACCCCCAUCCAUCGGCCUGUUGCCAAUCAACUGCCCUCUCGACCACCUCUGGCCCAACGACCUGCCUCCGCUGCCGCCUCGGUCUCGACCAACGGGUCUCAAGAGGGCCCGGCUGCCACAGGCGAGAACAAGCAGCCCGGCAAGAUGACGUACACAGAGCCGCCCAAACCCGUCUCCAACAUGACUAUGGGUCAUGGUGGAAACGUGGAGAGCGGAUUCGAUGCUGAAGGUGGAUGGAACCGUGAUGAGGCCGUCAAUCUGCUGAGGCAGUUUUAUGUCCAGGAAAAUGGCAGAGCACCUGUACCGCGAAAGAAAGAAGGUCGCGCACAACGUCUCGCUGUUAUGAUGGAGGAGCAGGGGAUGUCGACGGAGGGCACGGCUCUUGAGGGCCUACUUCAACAGGAGCGAGAGGCCCAGGAGAAAGCUGCCGCUCGGGCUGCCAACGGUGAGAGCGCUACCGACGGGAAUGACUCCGCUCAAAACGGCACCGAUCAGCAGACGGACGGCCCAACUGCGCUCGAAGCGCUGGAGGCGAAGGUAUAUGCUGAGAUCGAGAAGAAGAAACGGGCCAACAGAGCCCAGAAAACGGAUGGCGACAAGGCAAUCUCCGCCGACCAGCCGGAGGCGACGGCUUAA
Molecule: messenger RNA, 1851 nt
Organism: Diaporthe citri
Lineage: Eukaryota; Fungi; Ascomycota; Sordariomycetes; Diaporthales; Diaporthaceae
Exons: 3
Coding region: 1-1851 (616 amino acids)
Biological process (GO): tRNA wobble adenosine to inosine editing
Cellular component (GO): cytoplasm; nucleus
Molecular function (GO): tRNA-specific adenosine-34 deaminase activity
Source: RefSeq, a predicted model, not a curated record